CAGUGGUAAGAUAACAGUAUUCUUUGGUCUAUCCACAGUCUCUCUGAUCUACCAAAGCAUUUAUAGCUUCACACAGUCAUGGCUUCCGAGAAUAAGAAGAUGCCCGGUCAGUACGACUACAUCAUUGUUGGUGCAGGUCCAGGUGGAUGUCAGAUGGGUUACUUCCUGGAGAAGAAAAAGCGUAGUUACGCAAUCCUGGAAAUGAAUGAUUUACCAGGUUCGUCCUUCGCAGAACACCCACGUCAUCGUACUUUGAUAUCGAUCAAUAAAAGAUUCAACCCAUUCCCAGAACCGGAAUACAACAUGCGACAUGACUGGAACUCGUUGCUAAGCGAUGAUCCCGAACUCCUCUUUACCAAAUACUCUAAAGAGCUGUUCCCAAAUGCUGAUGAUCUGGUUCGCUACAUGAAUGAUUUCGCGAAGAAGUUUAACCUCAACAUUCAUUACAAUACCCGAGUGCAGAAGAUAAAGAAACUGGAAAGUCAACCCAAAUCCAGCGAAAAUUUCUCUCUGCAAACGUCCAAAGGCGAGUACCGAUGCAAAGUUCUGUUAAUGGCUACUGGUGCACGUGACGAGAAAGUUCCCAAGAAAAUCAAAGGUCACGAGCUUAUGGAGACGUACUGUAACCACAGUCUUGACACCGAGAAAUACAAUGGGAAGAAAGUAUUGAUUCUCGGUAAUGGCAACAGUGCUUUCGAAGUUGCUAACCACCUCGCUGGAGCAGCUAGUAUAAUACAUAUAUUUGGAGAUCGGAAAGUAAAGCAUGCUUGGGACACUCACUUUGUAGGUGAUCUUAGAGCAGUUAACGAUACUGUACUUGACAUGUACCAGUUGAAAUCUCUGCACGUUUACCAGGCUGUGAACUUAAUAGAAGUGGAGAAAACAGAUGAAGGUUACGUUUGCACUAUUGACGACAUUGUUCCACAUUGGCGGGAAAGUCAGGGCCACGUCAAAGUAAAACUACCUCCAUAUGAUCACGUCAUCUGCUGCACUGGCUUCAAUUAUGUAGAUUUAACGAUGUUUGACGACAAUUGCAAACCAGUAACCAAACAGGAUGACAAGUUCCCAGUUAUCUCCAAUACGUGGGAAUCCAACAUCGACAAUAUGUAUUUCAUGGGCACAGUGAUGCAAUGCCGCGACAGGAAAGCUGCUUCCGGGUUUAUUCACGGGUUCCGAUACAACGUACGUACUCUGCACAAGUUCCUUGAAGAACGUUACGAAGAAGUCCCAUAUCCACGCGAACUUUACCCGCUUGAAAUUAACACACUCUCUGACAAGAUCCUAGAACGCGUAAGUGUCAGUGAUGGUAUAUAUCAAAUGAAUAACGAGUUGUGUCACGUGAUAGCCAUUCCCGAAAUCGACCCUAACAUGAAAGGAGAAAUUAAAGCUGAACUCUACCAAGAUUUCCCAAAACCAUAUGUACUUGAAACUGCCAUUAAAGGAAGAUUCGCUAAAUACAAGCACGUAUUCGUUAUUGUACUGGCGUACGGAUUUCAAGACUUCGGAGAAGAUGGCAAACACGCGAUGGAGUUUGCUCACUUUCCCGAACUGAACGCUACUGAUUGUCAGGCAUUCCUACAUCCCGUUAUUACCUACUACAAGGACGGUGAUCUUAAGGAUGAACUGAAAUUACCCGAGUCGUUAAUGCUGAGAUUCGACAUUCCUUUGACUCUGAACCAAAACCCAGAUGUGGGAAAUAAUAGGCUGAGAAAUUUCAUCAACAAACAGUUGAAUCUAAAGCCCGGACAACAUUUGUAUGAAGGAUUCUUCAUGGAGAAAGUGUCAGACAGAGUCACUCCCUUCACAGAGGACGAGAAAAGCAGAGUACCGGAUCUUAGCGUCUUCAAGAGGUGCAUUCCAUUCAGCAUCGACUUAAAACCAAAGCUGGCUCACUAAUCUUUGAACAUCAAGUCACUUAAUUGCACUACGAGAUCCCGCGUUAUGCGUUAAAACAAGACCAUUCAAACAACAGUCGUAGUGGCGUUGAUUUGACAAACGCGAGACCAUUUUUGUGCGUUUCCGCGUGCUAUACAUAUCACACAUCGCUGCUGUUUGAUUAUUAUUAGUAGCAGUAGCAGUGGUAGUAACUUCUGUAAUUUUUAUAUCCGUUGAGUAACAAUGUACAUGGUUGAUAUUUGAGAAUAAAUAGUGCUAAAAUAUA
This is a messenger RNA of Saccoglossus kowalevskii, 2161 nucleotides long. Its product is annotated as FAD-dependent oxidoreductase domain-containing protein 2-like. The record is from RefSeq and is a predicted model, not a curated record. Gene Ontology annotation, cellular component: endoplasmic reticulum lumen. Gene Ontology annotation, biological process: ERAD pathway. Gene Ontology annotation, molecular function: flavin adenine dinucleotide binding; monooxygenase activity. NCBI's taxonomy places the organism in Eukaryota, Metazoa, Hemichordata, Enteropneusta, Harrimaniidae.